UUUGACCUAUGAAGGAUCCGUAAAAUCUCGCGAUACUCCCCUCUCGCUGGAAAGCUGUCAUGGCUGCGCCUAUAUAGACCACGGGGUUCUGACCUCAGCGGUUCUUCUUGUCCCAGUCCCUAUUCUUAAAGUCCGGGUUUGCCGUUGCUAAAUCUUCAUGUUAAAAAGGAUCCGUCAACGUUAAAACUUUUUCAUUGAAGGCAUCUCCAAAGCAAUGGAAAACAACGGCAUUUCUUCUCUUUCACUCCUUCUUGAAGUGGUAUUGCAUUGGAGACUACUUCAAAGUGACUUGAAAGUGUUUGAGUGGCUAGCACAAUGAAUAACAGAGCAGGUGCCAUUUUAUGGAACCUCAGACAAUUCAGUACUUUAGUUCCUACAAGCAGAACGAUAAGGCUGUAUCCUUUGGGAUUUUCCAGAUCAAAAGUUGUUUAUUCAAACUGGAACCCAAGAAACCUUCUUUUAAGUGACUUUGGUAAUGGAGUGCAGUCAUCUGUUAGGCAUCUAUUUCAGGAUGCCUUAAUUUUUAAAUCAGGAGAUAAUUUUCAAACAAAGGGAGUAGGCACUGAAACAGUCCUUACAGUCGACGGACCGCUUUGUCCUAGAAGACUGUCAUUUGAUUCAAAACACUCUCUUGACCCUGAUAAUGCAUUGAAGAAGGCAGCAUUUCAUCAUAAGGCCUCCAGUGAAGAUGUGCUCACCAAGGAAACAAAACCAACCCCUGUCAACAAUAAAAAACUGUCUGAGGAGUGUAGUUCUUUGAGUGAUGUGUUAGAUAAAUUUUCAGAACGACCUACAUUUCCCAGUAGUAACUAUUUUUCAGCAAUGUGGAUAAUUGCUAAACGGAUGUCUGAUGACCAGAAGCGUGUUGAAAAGCAACUAAUGGUUAACCACCCUGCAUUUAAUCAGCUGUGUGAACAAAUGAUGAGAGAAUCCAAGAUCAUGCAUUAUGACCACCUGCUGUUCAGUCUUCAUGCUAUGGUGAAGCUUGGAAUUCCUCAGAACACUCUGCUAGUACAGACUUUGCUGAGAGUGGUCCAGGAACGUAUCAAUGAGUGUGAUGAGAAAUGUCUUUCAGUCUUGUCAGCUAUUUUAGAGGCAAUGGAGCCAUGUAAGAAUGUGGACGUUCUUCGAGCAGGUUUGCGGAUACUAGCUGAUCAGCGAGUCUGGAAAAUAAAACGUGUCUUUACAUUACAAGCUCUGAUAAGAUGUGUUGGAAAAGAUGCACCAAUUGCUCUUAAAAGGAAACUGGAGAUGAAAGCCUUGAGAGAAUUAGACAGAUUUUCUGAUUUGAAUAGCCAGCACAUGUUUGAAGCAUUAGCUGCCAUGAAUCACCGCUCUGUUGUUCUCCUGGAUGAAUGCAGUAAGAUGGUCAUAGGUAAUAUCCAUGGGUGUCCUUUUAAAGUACUCAUCAACAUAUUGCAGUCUUGCAGAGACCUCCGGUACCAUAAUUUAGAUCUUUUUAAGGGAAUAGCAGAUUAUGUGGCUACGACUAUUGACAUCUGGAAGUUAAAGCAAGUUAUCUUUCUCCUCAUUUUAUUUGAAAACCUUGGCUUUCGACACACUGAUCUGAUGGACGUGUUCAUGAAGAAAGUGAUAGCUGAUCCUGCGUCUUUAAACAUGAAAAGCAUUAUCAGUAUUCUUCAUGUGUAUUCUUCUCUCAAUCACUUCUACAAAUGCCAGACCUCAGAGUUCCAAGAAGUUAUGGCUAAUUCUCUGACUGGUUAUCUUCACAACAUCUCUUCUGAAAAUCUAUUGAAUGCUGUGUGUUCAUUUUGCUUGAUGAACCAUUUCCCCAUGGCCCUUAUUAAUCCACUUCUCCAAAAGGAUGUCAUCAAGGAGCUGCUGAUACCAGGUGAUGAGAGCAAUGCUCACAAGCUUCGUAUUUUGGCUGCUUGCCUAAAACUGGAUGUUCCUUGUCACAAGGCCAUAGACUUCGACCUGCCACCACGGUCAUCCACGACAUUAUAUCAAAAUGUGAAGGUGGCAGACGCACUAAGUAGCCUUCUGGGAGAAGGAUACUUCUCAAAAGACAUACAGUUGCCACACAAUUAUCAUAUUGAUUUUGAAGUCAGGAUGGAUAUUAACAGGAGUCAAGUGCUUCCAUUUUCCGACGCGGUAACUUCUGCAGAUACUCAAAGAGUAGCUGUACUGUGUGUUCCUAGAUCUACUUACUGUUUGGAUUUAGCCCAUCCCAGAGGAUUCCUUGCUAUGAAAUUGCGACAUUUGAAAAUAAUGGGUUUUCACAUAAUCUUGGUCCAUAAUUGGGAGGUGGAAAGGCUGGAGAAGAAGGAUGUAAUCACAUUUUUGAAGACCAAACUCUACUCAACUGAAGCCUUUCUUACUGCUGAUGUAAAUCUGCAAAGCACGUGUUAAAGUCAAAGCAGCCUUUUCGUAGUAGCAGACAUAAGUUUGUAAUAGAAUUUUAAUAAAGACUACAAUUCAGUUGUCAAUGGAAUUCACCUGACUGCUCAACAUAGCAGAACGUGACGCUUCAGUUCACCAUUAAAAUCAGUUUUAAGAGUGGAAGAAAUGUUCUUGGCAUUUUCGAAGGUGACCCCAGAAGGGUCACUUUUCCAACCAUACCUAUUCUUUCUAGGUCCCAGAUAUUUGACAGAUUCGUGGGCUGUAGGUUUUACUUUUGCUUUUUAGCUUUCAUGCAUUAAACACUGGUUCCUUAGUUGUGAUGGGCUGCGGCUGAGGUGGUUGGGCAGGUCUUGUGUUCAAAAUCUGUACAUCUGCAGUCUUGCUAUAAGCGGUUCUGGGACUCGGGCAUUGACCACGUUUUUCAGUGUUGACCACGUGGCAGUUUAGCCGAGUGCUCGAACUGCAGCAUGUGUGAGAAGAAAUGGAAGUAGCAUGUGCAGAAUGGGUGCGGGUCGGGCGUCUGCAUUCGCAACAGGCACUUGAGAUGGAAGUGGUUCGUGGGCCACGCUGAGAGAUGCACAGACGAGACCGUGCAGAGAUGUCAAGGAGGCCAAAUUUAUUAGGCUUUGGAUUGCUAACAUCACUUUUGCCAUUGCUGAGAUCAUUCCUUUCCCUCCUUUCCCCUUUCCAUUUCCCACCAUUUCAUGAAGUCUUUUAGCUUAAAUAUAUAGCUGAACUAUGUGAUGAAUCAGACCUGAGGACUGUUUUUCAAUUGUUUGUUAAUUCUUUUAUUGAAAUAUUUGUUCAGAUCUGCGGUAUAGCUGUCUACCUAGUGUUUGACUCACUGUGGACACAGUGAGUUUCGCUUAUGAAUCCUGAGCGCCAUAUUAAGUUGGUAUGAUUUUACCUCCUUGCAAGAGACUGGAUGUGUAUGUCCCCACCUCUGAAUUCAUAUGUUGAAACCUAAGCCCCAUGUGAUGGUAUUUGAGGUAGAGCAUUGGGGGGUGAUUAGUCCAUGAAGGUGGAGCCCUCAUGAAAUGUAUUACUCCUCUUAUAAAAGACCCCAGGGAACUCCCUUGUUGCUUCUACCA
This is a messenger RNA of Enhydra lutris kenyoni (northern sea otter), 3455 nucleotides long. It is a transcript of the gene FASTKD2, whose product is annotated as FAST kinase domains 2. The transcript has 13 exons. The coding region runs from base 316 to 2373 and encodes 685 amino acids. The record is from RefSeq and is a predicted model, not a curated record. Gene Ontology annotation, molecular function: RNA binding. Gene Ontology annotation, biological process: mitochondrial RNA processing; regulation of mitochondrial mRNA stability. Lineage: Eukaryota; Metazoa; Chordata; Mammalia; Carnivora; Mustelidae. Gene Ontology annotation, cellular component: mitochondrial matrix; ribonucleoprotein granule.